Molecule: messenger RNA, 702 nt
Organism: Anarrhichthys ocellatus (wolf-eel)
Lineage: Eukaryota; Metazoa; Chordata; Actinopteri; Perciformes; Anarhichadidae
Gene: hes3
Product: hairy-related 3
Exons: 4
Coding region: 1-702 (233 amino acids)
Molecular function (GO): protein dimerization activity
Source: RefSeq, a predicted model, not a curated record
AUGGUGGCGACGACAGACUGUGUGGAAAAGUCCAAACCCAUCGCUGGAAACAAGGUAUCCAAACCACUCAUGGAAAAGAAACGAAGAGCUCGCAUAAACAAGUGUUUGGACCAGUUAAAAUCUCUCCUGGAGAGCUACUACAGCACUAGUAUUCGAAAGCGCAAACUGGAAAAGGCCGACAUCCUGGAGCUGACUGUGAAACAUCUAAGGAACCUCCAAAAGAUCCAGAGCUGCACCGCCGCUGCUUCAGAGUUUUCAGACUAUCAAAGUGGUUUCCGCAGCUGCCUGGCAAACGUCAACCAGUAUCUGCUGAUGGCAGACAACUUGAAGGGGAGCGACCGUUGGAUGUUAUCGCAGCUCUCCAGUAAACUCUGCCGCUCUCGUAGACGAGAGGAAGUCUUCAGCACCAUGGACAGCGGUCCGCACCAAGCGGAGACACAGGAUGAGGUGCGGAGGAAUCUUCCGUCCGUAGCAGGACCUGAUGAAAGAAAAACGACUAAAUCUAAAGCUUUGAAACCCCAUAGUGCAAGCACGUCUUCCUUUUUACCGACUGAAGACGCAUCUGGAACCAGACAGGCUGUCCCUGCAGCGGCGCCCACACAAAAUACUCGUGAAAAAAGUUCCAGUAACAAGAUGUUUCACCCCGUCAGUCACAGGAAUGACGUUGCAAACACGCAGCACAAUGUCUGGAGGCCUUGGUAG